AUGCCGGAUGCAGAUGAAAUCAGAAACCUUCCAAUCGACAUUUCAUUCGGUCGACUCGGAGAAUGGUUGGUGGAUCGGAAGAGAAUUCCAUCGGAUUGGAGGAAGCGAUUGGCGGCGGUGAAAGCGAAGAUUUCGGCGGCGUUUGCUGCACUGCCGAAAGACAUUGAUCCUUUAUUCCUAACCCUGGACCUUGAAGGAAUUGGGUACUUUGAAGCGAAGCAAAUAUAUGAAAUUCUUCUAAAGUCGACUCCUGAAAGCCGUAACAUUUUUGGCCGGCUUUCAGGUGCUGCUGGCAAUUGGGAAACAAUAGUGCGGGCAUAUGAAAAAGAUCAUAUUUUUCUUGGUGAGGCUGCACAGAUAAUGAUCCAAAAUGUUAAUUAUGAAAUCCCAUAUCAAAAGAAGCAGGUCCAGAAGACUCAACAACAGCUUGCUGAAUUAGAGCGCAAGGAAGCUGAUAUAAAAAGGAAUGCAGUUCUUUCAGCAACAAAAUAUGAUCAGGCUUGUCAGGAGCUAGGAUUGCAGGGGAUUAACGUGAGGUCAGAAUUAUUAGAAACAGCUACAAAAUCUCUUCCAAGCACUUUUAACAGGAUUUUAGAAGUAAUUAAUGGUGAUUCUGUUUCACGGGCACUUGACUUCUACUCAACCUUUGUCAGAGAUGCUCAUACAGAAAAGGAAGUAACUCCUGGGUUUUUGUUACCAAAUUUGAGGAAUAUUCGUGAAAGCCCCCCUUCUCUUAAUGUUUACGUGACCCCAGAAGUUUCUGAUACUCUUAUUGCUCAAGGAUGCAAUGAUGAAUCAGCACACAUGGCUGGGGAAACAGACAUCGGGGCAAACAGUAUUGACUGGGAUAUUACCAUGGACAGCUCUCAGAUUGAUUGGGACAUUGGCACAGUGGAAGAGACAGAAGAUACUGGGAAUGGUUUGGGUCCUUAUGAAAUUGUUAAUGCUAGUGACAUUUUGGAAAAUUCCCCUCAUAAGGAUGGUGCUGUCGAGUCUCAUCAGGUGGUGUCAAAUCCGGAGAACUCUGAAGCUCCAGAUGUCUCCAUUUCAGAGAGCCCUUGGGAUAUAGUUGUUGAAAAUCCACAGGUUGAUGGAACUGAAGAAGCUGAUUUGUCGCGUAUUUUUUCAGUACCUGGUUCAAAUGUGCUUAAUGAUUCAUCCAAAGCUCCAGACACUAACCAUGAUAGGAGUCAGCUGUUGGAAAUAGAAUACCGGAAUAAGAUCCUGGACGAUUUAUUUGAGAUUAAAGCAUUUCUGAAUCAGCGCGUGAUUGAAUUGACAAAUUCAGAAACCUUGUCCUUGCAACAUCAAGUCCAGGCAGUUGCUCCAUUUGUGCUGCAGCAAUACACUUCUGACUCAAUUCAGAUGAUGCAAUCUGAUAUUUCCUUGGCUAUUUCAUUGUUAACAAAUCGAAAAACUCGGGACCUGAUUAUGAUACUCAACUCAAAAAGAUUCUUAGAUCGUUUAGUAAGCACACUGGAGGAAAAGAAGUGUCAUGAAGUCAAGUUAAAGGAGUCACUGAAAGACCUGUCGUAUAAACGCAUGGAACUGCAGAAUUCUUUAUCUUCUUCCUGGCCUAAACAAGAAGCAGCCAUUGCAAAAACCCGGGAGUUAAAGAAACUCUGUGAGAGCACACUUUCAUCGAUGUUUGAUGGAAGACCCGUCAAUAUCAUAGGAGAGAUUAGUGCAUUAUUGAGCAGUAGCUUUAAUGUGUCAAAGUCCUGA
Molecule: messenger RNA, 1725 nt
Organism: Fraxinus pennsylvanica
Lineage: Eukaryota; Viridiplantae; Streptophyta; Magnoliopsida; Lamiales; Oleaceae
Source: the annotation of a GenBank genome assembly